AUUGUUGACUUUGCUCGCAACGGAAUUUCGCGGAUAAGUUAUUAUAAUAUGAUGCUAUAUAAAUUAGGGAUUUUGAAAAAUAAAUAACAAGAAUUGGAAAACUCAUAACAUCGGGGCAUGGCGAUGCCGGUGGAGAUGGAGAUGGAGGAGAGAGGAAAAGUCUGGGCUUUGAUAGAAAAAGCCACGAACUCGACUGCCUCCGAGGUUGAUCCACGUCUUCUCAAAGCAAUCAAAUCAGUGGUGCGGUUCUCCGAUUCGGAGCUACGACUCGCCGCCCAUACCCUCAUGGACCUCAUGAAACGCGAUCAUUCCCAGGUUCGUUAUCUCACGCUUCUUAUAAUUGAUGAACUUUUCAUGCGGUCUAGGCUUUUUAGAACCCUUUUGGUUGAGAACUUAGAUCAGUUAUUGGCCUUAAGUGUUGGGUUUAGAAGAAAUAUGCCGCUCCCAGCUCCUCCGGCUAUUGCAUCAACUUUGCGUUCCAAGGCAAUUGAGUUCUUAGAGAAGUGGAAUGCAUCUUUUGGGGUUCAUUACAGGCAGCUUAGGUUAGGUUUUGAUUAUCUUAAGAAUACUCUCAGGUUUCAGUUUCCUAACCUUCAGGAGACUGCAGCAAGGAUAGAACGAGAGAGGAGGGAAAGAGAGAGAAGGACUAGGGAGAUUUUACAGAGCAAGUUUGAAACGCUGAAGAUGAAUUUUAGUUCUGUUAAGGAAGAAAUACAGGCUACAGUUGAUGAGAUUGGAGAAUGUUUAGAUAUUGUUCGCACUAAAGAGGAAGGCGUGCCACACGUCUUAUUGGAUGACGAAGAUUUUGUAGAGUUUCGGUCUUCUGAGUUGAGGCAGAUCCGUCUUGAUUCAUUAAAGGAAGGAGAAAAGGUUCAUGAGAACAGCGAUAACAAAGUGGUUUUCGAUGCAUUAAGAGAGCUGUAUAAGCUUUUAGUAACCAAGCACCUGGUUUCAGUACAAGAAUGGAUAUCUCUUCUUGUAAGGGUUGAAGUGGCUGACAACAGGUCACGAGAUUCCAUGUUGAAGGAGUUGAUUGAUAUCCGAAACAGUCUCAUAUCUGUGAAGAAGGAUUGUGAAGAAUCUGGUUGUACUUUACCCAAAACUGUGAAUAAAAACGAAGAAGAGGAGGAAGACUUCUGGGAGGAAGGUAAUUUGGGAUUGACUGAGAAUGGAAGUACUACUGAACCUGAGAAGCGAAGGGAGGUUCAAAGUUCCAACAUUGAAAAGAGAAGUAAAUCUGUUGAGGAUAGGAAUUCUAAGAAGUCUAAUAAACAGAGUGGAAAUCUUGCUAAAGUGUCAGCUUCUUGCAAGGUGAAAGCCAAAGAUAAAGAAUGCAGUUGUUCUAAGGGCAAAGAGUGUUCGGGUAGUGAAAAGUCUGUUAGGAGUGAGCUUUUGGCUGAAGCUCCAGUUCUCAGGUGGGGUUCUUUCAUGGAUUAUUGGGGCUCAGUCUCUAAUAAGGAUACAUUAUUAAAUCAGAAAGGCUUGGAGUUUGACAAUCACUGGGGAAGAGUAGAUUAUGAUGCCGUGAUUCCAGCCGAGAAAAUUGCAGAAUUGAAUCUUCAGUCGAUUGUUUACCAGGAAAACUUAGGAGAGAUCCAACCAUGUCGUGCACCUUUGAAAAAAGGUGGACUUUGUCAGAGAAGAGACUUGAAGGUUUGCCCAUUUCAUGGGCCCAUUAUACCUCGUGAUGAUGCAGGAAACCAAAUCAAUCAGAGUUCUUCAACAGAUGAUACAGAUCCUGGUUUAGGCUCUGAUUUAGCAGAGCAGUUAGCAAAACAAGCUGUGAAGAAUGUUAGGGAGCGAGAUAAAGAGGAUGCGAGGAAGAGAAAACUUGAUAAACAGUCAUUACAGCGGGAAAAGCUAGCAAGAGUUCGGGAGCACAAUGAUGCUGUUCUUCGUGAUGCUGCAAUAGCUUCAACAUCAAGAUCAACAGUUUUUGGAGAAGACAUGGGGGAAACUGUUGGUGAGAAUCCAGUUGGGAGAAACAAACAAACUCUAGCAUCAAUGCUGCGGAAGAAAGUUACAACGAAAGAUAGGUUAGCUCAGAGACUUUUGAACACCCGGGCAACAGAGGCAACGCUAAGACAGAUGACCCAGGGUGAGGAUGCAACUUAUAGAGAAACAUUUCCCAAUCAAUGGUAGAUGGGUUUCCUUAUUAUUAAGUUAUCGGGCAUUUCUUGAAGUGUUACGCCGAUAAAUCCAUAGGGAAGUACUGGGCAAACAAAUUCCAAUGGUGUUCCUGUGCUUAUAUAAUGCACAAACCGAUCAAAUAUUAAUUGCAUUAAUCAAGCUAUUUCGAUCAAAUUCCUCUAUGAGCUUGAGGAGUCUAGUUGUGUCGUUUUCAAUCAGUCAUGAUAGCAUUUAAGCAAUAGACCUCAUAUUUUAAGUUUUGUGAUAUUCACGUGUUUGUUUUGUUAAUUCUUGGAAUAUAAAUAAAGAGCUAGAAUGUUAGAUCGGUUUUCUAUGCAAUAAA
Messenger RNA from Gossypium arboreum, 2473 nucleotides. RefSeq names its product UV-stimulated scaffold protein A homolog. Gene Ontology annotation, molecular function: RNA polymerase II complex binding. The transcript has 2 exons. Gene Ontology annotation, biological process: response to UV; transcription-coupled nucleotide-excision repair. The record is from RefSeq and is a predicted model, not a curated record. The coding region runs from base 118 to 2142 and encodes 674 amino acids. Lineage: Eukaryota; Viridiplantae; Streptophyta; Magnoliopsida; Malvales; Malvaceae. Gene Ontology annotation, cellular component: chromosome.